AUGGAGAGUAACCCUAAAUUAGAGAGCGAAAGCUUCGAUAUUAAUGGUAUAUUUCCCACAUGUACCGACGGAUUUAGUUGGGAAUCUGAUGAUCAUAGUAAUGCCUCUCACGAAUAUACAACUUUGUGUAGUAAAUUUUAUAUAGCUCAUGAAACAGGUAAUAAUUCGCCACAUUUUUCUAAAUUGUGUCGACUUCUUGCUCUAUAUUUAGAUUAUAUAACUACAAAAGAAGAUGAAGAAAGUAUGAAAAAAAAUUGUUGUAUUUUAUUCUAUUAUAAAAUGAAAAAAGAUAUAAUAGAUAAUUUUGCAUCAAAUAAAAAUACUAAUGCUAAAGAUUAUUACGAGAAAAUGACAGAACAAGGGCAACCGAAAAUUAGUACAACGAUAUCAAAGAUAUGUAUGAGUUAUUCUCCCAUUAUUGAUGAUGAUGUAUUUAAAAUUAUUGAAAAUCUUUUUGAAAUAUAUAAAUGGAUUAAUAUUUUUAAUACUAAAUGGAGGCAAAGGACCACCGCAAAUAUUCCUAAUUUUAGGUCAUGGAUAGAAAAAUUAGUAAAUCAUCCUGAUAAAUAUAAAAAUCAACUUAUGAAUGAACUAGACAAAAUUAUACAAAUAUUUAAAAGCUAUAAAAGUUCUUGGAAAAGCUGUCCGCUUGGCACUCAUUUAUUACCUUACAUAUCUGAAGAAUGGAUAGAAGGAAUUAAAAUAAAAAUCAAUGCAAAAUCUGCAAAUACAAAGGAAACCGAAGCAUUAAAUCCUCCAGAUUUAAUAAUCCCGGGGGGAAAUGGCGAAAAACAAGGUACCAAAUCAGCAAGUUCUCAAGCUUUAAUAAGCUCUGGGACAAAUAGUGAAACAAACACAGGAAUGAGUGUUGGAAUGAUUUUUAUAAGUUCUUCAAUAUUAAUAUAUACCCCUUAUUUUUCAUUUUUAAAACCAACGGUACGGAAAUUAAGAAGAAUGUUGAAUAAAAAUAACAAGAAUAAUCUGGGUCUUAUGAAUACAUUUUAUUUUGAAUAA
This is a messenger RNA of Plasmodium gonderi, 1014 nucleotides long. Its product is annotated as variable surface protein. The record is from RefSeq and is a predicted model, not a curated record. The transcript is spliced from 3 exons. The coding region runs from base 1 to 1014 and encodes 337 amino acids. NCBI's taxonomy places the organism in Eukaryota, Apicomplexa, Aconoidasida, Haemosporida, Plasmodiidae.